AAGAGCUUGUCCUUCUGGGACAGGCUGUGCAGCAGCAGCACCGUGUCCCGCAGACACCGCACUGUCCGCUUCUGCUGGUCUGUUCUCGGGGGCCCCCCUGCCCUCCGCACCGUCAGCCACUGUCUGUGCAGCAUCACUCAACCCUACCAGGAGGUGUCAUCAUUAACUCUGUUUUACAUCUGGGAAACCUGAGGCACAGAGGUUAAGGGACUCGCCCAAAUUAUACAAGCCAGUAAGCAGUGUGACUGGACUCACAGCCAGGCUGGUGGGCUCUGCUGCCUGGUCGUAACACUACCCUGUAACUGCUCCUGAAGUUGCUAGACGCCAAAAAUAAAGCGGUAGCACUCCCUCAGUCUGGACUCGCUGUACAAACUCAAGGCUGGGCUGUGAAAGGAGCCCACGUUCCUGCCUACUAGCCGUGUUUCUGGAUUUUUUGACAUCCCAUCUAAUCUGGCGACCUUAUGAACAUCUGUAAAAAACAGUUCCCAUAUACUGUUCAGGACCCAACAUUUUCCCACUUUUGCCAGACAAUGCUGAAAGGAAUCACUCUUGAAAGCAAAUUAGAGAAAGAUCUAGUACGCAAUAUAGGCAUUUUCCAACAUAAGAACAUGAUUCAAACUCAUAAAUGAUCUUUAUGAAAUAACAGAUCCUGCCACCCUCUCCACAUUCCCCACCCAAUUUUAAGAGUCUCAUCUAAAGGCGGAAAGGUGCUAUGGGAAUCUGACUGGUCAGAACUCAGUGAUCUGUUAUUCAACAAUAUUUACUAAGCACCUAUAAUAUGCUAGGCACAGUUUAGCCUCUAAAGAAAGGUACAAUGGUGAGCAAAAUGCAUACAGUCCUUACACUCAUGGAGCUUACAGGGCUUCAAAAAUAAUCACAUGAGUAAAUGUAAAAUUACAACUGUGAAAAGAGCUGCAGAGAAAAAGAAAUACAGGAAAGCCUGUAAUAAGGGACUUGAGUGAUUAGAAGGCUUCCCUAGGGAAGUGAUGACUGAACUGAGAGCUGAAGAACAAGCGGGAAUUAACCAGAUCUCCCAAUGACCGGGUGCAGCCCUGUGAUCGCCAUGCAGCACCUUGUGGGUGUGUCCCCCGUAUUGAUGCGGAGAGGCCUCCUUGGAAGGGACCUCCCUAUGACCAGGACUCUCUGCAGCCCAGGCCCCAGCCAGCCCAGAGAGAAAAGACCUGAGGAGGUGGCCCUCGGGCUGUACCACCGCUUCACAGCGCUGGGAGGAGCCCUGGGGCACAGCAUUCAGCAACGAGCAUCCUCCACAGCCAAGACUUGGUGGGAUAGAUAUGAAGAGUUUGUUGGACUCAAUGAAGUUCGAGAGGCCCAGGGAAACGUGACUGAGGCAGAAAAAGUGUUCAUGGUGGCUCGAGGGCUUGUCCGAGAGGCUCAGGAGGACUUGGAAGGUCAGCAGGCCAAGCUGAAGGAGGUGCGGGACCGUUUGGAUCGAAUCUCCAGAGAUGAUAACCAGUACCUGGAACUGGCUACUCUGGAGCACAGGAUGCUGCAGGAGGAGAAGAAGCUUCGCGUGAGCUAUCUGCGUGCCGAAGACUCUGAGCGAGAGAAGUUCUCCCUCUUCUCUGCGGCUGUGCGGGAAAGUCAUGAGAAGGAGCGUGCUCGGGCCGAGAGGACCAAGAAUUGGUCCCUUAUCGGGUCAGUCCUGGGGGCCCUGAUUGGCGUGGCUGGCUCCACCUACGUCAACCGUGUGCGGCUGCAGGAGCUGAAGUCCUUGCUUCUGGAGGCUCAGAAAGGGCCUGUGAGCCUCCAGGAGGCCAUCCGAGAACAGGCAUCCAGCUACUCCCUCCAGCAGAAGGACCUCCACGACCUUAUGGUGGACCUGAGGGGCCUGGUGCGAGCUGGGCCUGGGCAGAGCUCUUUGUCCCAGGCAGGUACUUCCCCCACCCAAGACAGAGACGUAGAUGUCCUUUCAGCUGCCUUGAAAGAGCAGCUUAGCCAUUCCAAGCAGGUCCAUUCAUGUCUAGAGGUUUUACGAGAGCGGCUUGAUGGCCUGGAAAAGACUUUGAGCCAAAUGGCUGGGGUGGUUCAGCUUGCAAACGCUGCAGCACACCCAGGCCUGGAGGAGCCAGGAGACGGGGCUCUGCCCGGCUCCUUGCUGGAACGGGGGCGCAUGAUCUUGGCACUGUCGGACAUGGAGCAGAGGCUAGAAGCCCAGGUCAACAGAAACACCAUCUGUGGCACGCUGGUCACCUGUGUGACAUUUGUGGCCAUCCUGCCUAUGCUUUACAUGCUGUUCGGGGACAGCUAGCCCCUGGACCCUCCUCCAGAGGGUCUGAGGGAAUAGGUAAAGGUGUGGAUUUUGUUAGAGAAUCCCGCAAUGAAGUGAGCCUUUGCAGGUGCACUCAGCCUCAGCCUGAGUCUGAGCGCUGUCUGUGUGGCUCACUAGCAGACAAACUUUGCUUUUUAGGCAACAAUCAUUUGCAUUAACUAUCACAAAUUUGUGCUAAUGUCUAAUGAAAAUGUCUUCGAGUUUGUAUUAUUUAAAGUAACUUAUCAGACUGA
Molecule: messenger RNA, 2523 nt
Organism: Camelus dromedarius (Arabian camel)
Lineage: Eukaryota; Metazoa; Chordata; Mammalia; Artiodactyla; Camelidae
Gene: CCDC51
Product: coiled-coil domain containing 51
Exons: 7
Coding region: 1037-2269 (410 amino acids)
Source: RefSeq, a predicted model, not a curated record